This is a messenger RNA of Pseudoliparis swirei, 6579 nucleotides long. RefSeq names its product PR domain containing 2, with ZNF domain a (gene prdm2a). Gene Ontology annotation, cellular component: nucleus. The record is from RefSeq and is a predicted model, not a curated record. The transcript is spliced from 4 exons. Lineage: Eukaryota; Metazoa; Chordata; Actinopteri; Perciformes; Liparidae. Gene Ontology annotation, molecular function: DNA-binding transcription factor activity, RNA polymerase II-specific; RNA polymerase II transcription regulatory region sequence-specific DNA binding. Gene Ontology annotation, biological process: regulation of transcription by RNA polymerase II. Bases 477 to 4583 code for a protein of 1368 amino acids.
GGUUUAUUUCUCGCUUUUUCUCGAGCCUUAACAAACCUGUUGCUGAUUGGUCCACAUUCGCAGACCAAUCAAAACGCCAUUAUCUUGUUGGUACGUUGGGGAAGAAGAAGAAAAAAAAACACUCAACUGUACACAACCUGCAGGAGAGGAAUAUCUCAAACCGUUCUACGGCACUUUUCCUCUUUAUUGGAACAAGUAUGUACAGAACCGGUAACGUGUACCGUGAAGCGUGCAUCGACGGUCAGUGUUGACGUAACGUGCGGGUGGGACCUUCUCCUCUCAAGGUAGCAUCGCGAGCUCGCGGUGCAGCUAGCAUUACAUCGUCAGCGCUCUCACGGCGAUAACAGAAAGAAAAGCCAGUGUUCAUCUGUCAAGCAAGCAAGCCGUCUCCUCCGCUUUGAUCGAUGGUGUGACAACUUUCGAAAGUCCCGUGUGACAGACUUCCUUCAGAGAGCUGGAUACAACCUCCACAAAGGAUGGAGGACUCUCCUCACUUGGACAUCUCUGACAAUGAAGAUAUGGAGGAAGGUGGGGAGGAGGAGGAGGAUGACGAAGACGACGACGUUUAUCAAGGGGAAACUGACAUGCAGCCAGACACGAUGACGUCACUGUUCCCUGAUCUACAUGAACCUCCCAACCAGGAUACUGAGAGAGACUGGAACUCUUCUCCCUGCCAGCACUGCGAGAGACAUUUUACCAGCAAACAAGGCUUAGAGCGACACAUGCACAUCCAUGCGUUGGAGAAGAACCAGGCGCACGCAUGCAGCCAUCAGAGCAGCACGUCUUUCGGGUCAACUCCGGGUCGGCCGCAGCAGGAGAAGAGGAAACCUCUGGAUUCAGUCGGCUCAGUCAUGCAGCGUCAUACAUCCUCCUCCGCGGGCUCGCAUGCUUCCACUGCGUCGGACGGUGACCGCAAUGCUCAGCCAGACAAAUCGGGAGUACCGGAGGGGCGUCACGCUUGCAAGUACUGCGAAAAGAUAUUCACGACACAUACCAACAAGCGACGACAUGAGCUCAGGAUCCACGAGCAGAACCGGCAAGUCGCAGGUGUGGAAAAAACCCAGCUGGCCCAAGAGACGGAUGUUCAGAGGAUGCCCGGUGAAGCUUCUCAAGAGGAAACCGAGAUCGCUGACAAUACUGCAGCUGUUCUGGAGAAUCACGUGGAAUGCGCCGAACAAUACAUGCUGGAUGUCUCCAGCAAUAUUUCAGAGAAUCUCAGCUUUUAUAUCGAUGGAAUGAUCGUGUCAACAAGUACGGUCGGUAGCUGUGAAGCGCCCGAGAUUUAUUCUGGUUCUUCGGCUUCAGUUGGACUGGAUGCCCUGAUUCUAGACCCCGCCCAAAUCAGCCAGGUUUUAAAUACAGAUUCAGUUGCAGGCAAAGAGAUACCCGGUCAACCACAGGUCAAGAGAAGAACUGCAACGCCACCUCUUUUACCACAAAUUAAGACUGAGCUGGAGUCUGAGGUGGGUGUGUCUUCUUCAUCAUCCUCACUUGUAUCUUCUUUCAUCGAGAAUCUACUUCCUCCCAACACCGAGUCCACAGGUGUGCAGAAGGAAAGAACUGUGUUCCUGUCUCCGAAGCUGAAGCAGCUCCUGGAGAAUCAGGACGGACUCACGCCGACACUUGCCCUCAUCGCAGAGGCCCAGAAGCCUUGCUCGCCCGUCUCUCUUUCGGUCCGGGCGGCCGGAACAGGCCGGUUCAAAAGGAGGACGGGGUCCCCGCCGAGCUCCCCACAGGAAAACCCGACAUCCAUAGACGAAACGGCAGAUAGUGGAGAUUGUGAUAGUGUGGGUGCAGGGCAGGCGGAGAGCCAGCAUGGCUCACCGGUGCCCCAAACAGCCGAUGUGAAGGACGACUCAACUCCACAUGUGGAAGAGCCAGCAGUGACGCCCGUCCCCACAGAGAGCUGGACCCCCACCGCCGGCGGUAAUUCCUGUAACCAGCAGCCACUGGAUCUCUCGAAUGCAGUCAGAAGAAAUGAAGAUUUCGCUUUGAGUGACUCGGUCCUGGAUUUGAGCUUCCAAAAGAAGAUCCCAGGUCAACCUGAACCGACGGUGGAUUUAGUGUCACAGGCAGUUUUCAAAGCAGCUAAAUCCAAUGCAUGCAUGGCGGAGACGGCUCUAAUAAUCAUCGGAGAGCAGAAUGUAAGCCUCGGGAAUCCUGAGAUCCCUUUAGUCACGGACUUCACAAUACUGACGGGACCAGAUGUGAUGACCCCGAUGGAGCCCGUGGCAGAGGGACUUGUUUACGGCCUCGCACUUCCCUCCAACUCUUUGAUUGCAUCACCCGCAUCCUUCCCCCCCGUUUCCUUGCAGCCAGCUUCACCGUGCACUCUGGAAUGUGCUUGCCCAGCCUCACACACGGUGCUCCCUGCUGCUGCUGCUUCAUUCAUAACACUUUUGACGCCACCAACUAUUUCCAACCCCGCAAGCCAACCAAUCCCGUUGCUUGCCCCGACUCUAUCGUCCGAGCCCCUGGUGAUCUGCACAGACGGCGCGGUACGCUUCUCCGAGUGCGAGUUCACGACUGCAUUUGCUCCCACAGAUUCUGCGAACCAUGCCGGUCUCUCCCAAUCCCUUGACCCGACUCUAAACCUACCUGCUCAUGUGUUUCUCUCUGAUCAAAUAGCUAUCAGUCGCCCGAUAGUCGAGUCCAUUCCCAUGUCAGAAGUGCAAUUCACGCCCACUGUCAGUUUAAGUGACUCCCUGAUCAACUCUUUCAACAUGAGCAGCCACACGGUGCUCAUCGAGUGCACCAUCGCUCUCGAAGCCCCAGCGAGUAUCGUCCCCUCACCGGACGACGCCGCUGAGCCGCCAGCGCCGACACAGAUGGUUGUCGGCCACAUGGAACGGAUUGUAUCGGUGCCCAACUCCCAAACGGUGGACGCCACUAUUCUCAUGUCCUCUAUUGCAGAAUCAGUAAGUCUGUCCACCCUCGUGAUGUCCGAUCGUCCUGCCGUGGGGCAGUCAAGUCCCGACCCACAGCUGGUUGUCGAUGCAGAUUCACCACUCGUCAAAGAGGAAGCGGCUGCUUCCAGCACGGUUUCCAUCGCGGAAAGCUCAUUUAAAGCCUCCCCGCUUUCUGAGAAAGCCGAAGAGGACGGAGUCUCAAGCGGCGCGCAGCCGCAGACCUUCACCAAGAACUUCAUCUGCAAUGUGUGCGACCGGCUGUUCCAUUCGAUGAAGGAGCUGGGCCAUCACGUGGGCGACCAUGCCGACGGAUGGCCCUACAAGUGUGAGUUCUGCGUGCUGCUCUUCGGCAGACCCUCGGCGCUGCUCGACCAUCGGUCGAGCCUCCACGGCGUCGGCAAGAGUUACGUUUGCAGCGCGUGUACAAAGGAGUUCGUCUAUCUUUGUAAUCUGAAGCAGCAUCAGGACGAACUGCAUCCUGGCCUGCAGUGUUCCUACAGCGAGGAAGAAAAGGGAAAACUAAGACCUCAGAACUACAACAGCUCGGUGACGGUCAAAGCGGAGGCCUCGCUGCCGGACGCUGCAGAGGAGCCCACGAAGCUGGUGAAAAAGGAAGUGGAUGUGGCCGCGGAAGAACUGUUUACCACGAUGAAAAUCCUGGCCUCCAACGGAGCCAACGUCAAGGGGCCGGAUGUGCGUCUUGGCAUCAACCAGCACUACCCCAGCUUUAAGCCGCCGCCCUUUCCUUACCAUAACCGAUCCCCCGCCGGCUCCGUGGCUUCUGCCACGAACUUCACCACCCACAACAUCCCGCAGACCUUCACCACGGCCAUCCGAUGCACCAAGUGUGGAAAGAGCUUUGACAACAUGCCGGAGUUGCACAAGCAUAUCCUGGCGUGUGCCAACGCCAGCGACAAGAGGAGAUACACGCCCAAAAGGAAUCCCAUCCCGCUGCGCCACUUUGCCAAAGCUCAGAAUGGGGUCCUGUCGACCACGAACACGACGAACAGACUGAACGCCUCCAACAGGCCCAGUCAGUCGAACCGCUCCAAGCCGAGCCAGGAAUCGCCAGUGAAAGUGAAGUUCAAGGUCCUGAGCAAAAGGAAGAAGAAGUUGGCCCCGAGGGUGAUGCCGCCGAGGAACAAAUCUCCAUCGAAUAAAAUGUCCCCGGCGCACGUUGCUGCGCAGCAGGAGGUCUUUGUCUGCCCGCACUGCAGCCGGGAGUUCACCAUGCGCCGCAGCAGGACCAAGCACAUGGCGGUCUGCCCCAAGAAACCCAAGGAGGUGAAGAAAAGGAAAGAAGGAGGGAUCUCCGUGACGAAGGAGAACGACGGCCGCCUGCAUCGAAGGGCGGAGGAGAAGCAACAAGCGUCCCCUCAGCAUCAAACCAGACUGCAGAGCUCCGGGCCCGCCAAGAGGCACGCCAUCCUGCCAGUGCAGACCGUCUUCUCCAGCAAGAGGAGUAAAAUAAUCAUCAAAGAGAGCUCGCAGCCCAGAGAGGAGGCGGCCACGCUGAACGAACUCCCCAUGGGUCGCACGUUCAACCCCUCCAUGCGCCAGUACAGCAGAGCGCAGCACAGCCUCAAAGGAAUCCCCGUCGGCAAACCCCGAGCGGCCGCUCCGCAGACGGAGCCGGAGCCGGCGAGCAACUCUGGGCAGAGUCCGACCGCCUGAAGACUUCUCGGUGGCCCGCCAGCGGUCAGCAGGACGCUGCUGUGUGGAGCUCCUCCUGCACGCUUGUGAAGUCGUGAUGCUGAACACUGCAGACCCCCCCGGGCCGGGUUCCCAUCCCGCUGAACGGAACAUGAAGACGGAUGACUCAGCUGAGUAUCUGAAUGCUUUUGGAGGAGCUUGCAGGGUUUUUUUGGAGAAAAUAUUUCUCCAUUUCAUCAAAAUAACAGCUUUGAUUUGCACUUUGAAGUUAUUCUGCCUGCUCCAUGCCACACAUUGGAAAAGGGAGUGGGAGGACUCGAGCUCCAAGCCGACUCUCAGUCCCCACUUUGUGUUUUCUUUUCCAGCGAGAACAGCAGGUGGCAAUCACUCUCGGCAUGCAUUUGCACUUUUGUCUGUCGUCUGCCCUUUUGGUUCCAGCUCUUACUGCAUGCUUGUUCUACAGCUACAUUAAUUGGGAUGGUUAUGUUAAUGCGAUUAGGCCCUGACGUGAAGAAGAUGCAUCUAUACUUCUAAAUGCAGGAUACAGGAUCUCAGCACGGAGACAUUUUAGUAAUGUAUUCAAAAUACAAUAACAUAUUUUAGACUCGAGAAUUGUUUUUUCUUACAUUAUAUUGCCUGUACCAGCGAUAUAUUUUGCCUCGGAAUACAUUUUAUUGAGUGUCUUCGUCUGACUGGGGAGUGCCGAGCAGUCAAGAGAAGAGCCGAGUCAAAAGGUCAGCGUGCCUGGAGCACAUUGAUGAUGAUGAGGGUCAACCUGUCCUCACUAAAGCAACAGGGGGAGGUCGUGACCCACGAGGACCACUGCUCCAGAAUACUGUGCAACACUGGCUGCCACCUACCUGGCAACAUUCUUGUGAGGAUGUCAUCACUCUUGAUUACGAUUGGAAAGGUCUGUUUCCAUUGCUGCUGUGAAUGUAACAUUGGUAGAUUUAAUGCGUCAGCUUUUUGCAAAUCAAAUGUGUAUAUAAUCUGGUGGUCCCAGCUGACAUCUAUUUGUAUGAAUGUGUUGAAGAUACUUCCUUCGAUGUGCCAUCAAAUGUACAUAAUAUUACAACAUGUGGCAUAAAAAGGAUAACCCCUUUUUGUUUGUUUAUAGGCCAUCAUAAAUACAUUUUAAACUCUUGGGAAACGGUUUAAUGUGUUGGCACGUACUCUGUUAUUACCUUUACAGCUUGGAUGCAUCAUCGGCACUUUUACAAAGCCGCGAGUUUAACUGAGCGGCAUUGGAAGAGCCGACUCGUGCAUGUUCUCUGGAAUCCUGAAAUAUUGACAGCAGUGCAGUUUAUUUUGUUUUGCACCCACUUCACAAAGCUCCCGUCAGAAAUAUAAGUGUGACUGUUUUCUUUCCCUUUCCACAACGAUAAAGCGUCUUAAUAGAACUCCAGUCUGUUUGGGUCUGGGUCAUCCCCCAGCGUACAAUAAUCUCGCCAUUGCUUAUAAUCUGUCGGCAACAGUUUUUAUCGUGUGAAGUGUGUAUAAUAAAUUCCACAUGUACAGUGUAAAUCACAAAAUGGAAACGUAAUGCUGGACUUGUGAUGACACAUGGGUGCGUUAGUGGCAAGUUGUCACUAAUCUCAAAGUGUGAGUGUGAUACAUUAGAUCUGUUUGGUUAACAUUUUAAUAAGCUACUAGUUUGAAGAGCUCGUGCUAUACAGGGUACGUAUUUCAUUAUGAUUGUCAUGAUGUUAAACUGGUCAAUGGGCUGUGUUUGAGAGAAUCAAUAAUGGUAUACCUCUAUUUGACAUUUUGCCUUUUCAACCCUCACUGGUAAUAUCUGCUUCCUCCAGACGGGAGGCUGCAACGUGCCGACGUACACGGCGGCUUGGGAGACUGUUAUUUAACUGUGAAAAGUGCUUGUAGCAUUUGGAAGUGUAAAUUGAGUCAUGUAUAUUUAUUAAUAAUUUAAAAUCGUGUAAUCAAUAUCCGAACGGUUCCUCUGUAUGAUUUGCACUAAAGUUUUUCAAAGCGAGUGUUUCAAAUAAAUGGAGAAUGUUAA